UCAUAAGCGACAGAUGUCGGCACUGAACGGACGGUAGCAUUGAAUAUAGAUGCAUAAAUGCAUUUUAUUUACUAACAUGGACAACACAAAUCAAUAUUACUGAAGUACUAGGCGUUGUAGAUGGUUUUCAUUCUAGGAUAUUUAAUUUUCGAUCUUAGUCUGUGCCAUAAGUUGUCUGGAAGCCAUACUGUGGCAGCCAUAUUUAAUUCCAUUUGGAGAUAACUUCACCAGAUUUUUCUGAAGAAAAGAGGUUUUAAACAGUCUUCCAUCAUCUGGAUGUGUGUUAAUCUUGUGCUAUGGCCUCAGCAACCAACGACUCGAAGUGGCAGAAAGAUGCAGCGGACCAGAACUUUGAUUACAUGUUCAAAUUGUUAAUAAUUGGCAACAGUUCUGUUGGUAAAACAUCCUUUCUGUUCCGCUACGCUGACGAUUCCUUCACAUCGGCUUUUGUUAGUACAGUGGGCAUAGACUUCAAGGUGAAGACUGUUUUUAGACAGGAUAAGAGAGUCAAGCUACAAAUAUGGGACACGGCUGGCCAGGAACGAUACAGGACGAUAACAACAGCAUAUUAUAGAGGCGCAAUGGGUUUUAUACUUAUGUACGAUGUAACCAAUGAAGAGUCGUUUAAUGCAGUUCAAGAUUGGUGUACUCAGAUCAAGACAUAUUCUUGGGAUAAUGCCCAGGUUGUAUUAGUGGGCAACAAAUGUGAUUUGGAAGAUGAGCGAGUUGUGUCCAAUGAACGAGGCAAACAGCUAGCAGACCAACUAGGACUGGAAUUUUUUGAGACCUCCGCCAAAGAGAACAUAAAUGUAAAAGCUGUAUUCGAGCGUCUUGUUGACAUCAUCUGCGACAAGAUGUCGGAGAGUCUCGACUCCGACCCAACCCUUGUCAACAGCCAGACGAAAGCUACACGACUAACGGAGAAUCCCAACCCGCAGGGCAGUAGCUGUCAAUGCUGAUAAAACCCGGAUGUGCACUUAUCAAGGGGAGAUAACUUGUGUACCCUCUGUAGUCAAAGCUCUUAGUGGCUUAGAACUGCUGAAUUUUCUGAAGAUGACUGCGUCUACUCAUGUUUGAAAGCAGUGUUUUGGUGAACCAAUGUGUGAAUUACGAGAAUAGAUUUCUUUUCCUUAUCUCCUCUGAUAUUUGCAUAAAUACACGAGAAAAAAAAUGAUUGCCAUGAGGACAGUGCACAGUUACUGUAUAGUAUUAACCCAUUCACCCCUGCAGCUCAUAUUAGACCAUGCUAGAUAAAUGUAUUGGAUUGUCUAAUUAUGAAAUGUAGGGGUAAAAGGAUUAAAAGAAGCAUUGGGAGGUUAGAUAACUUACCCAGUGAAUUUGGUGUAUAAAUUAAAUAGUAACAUUGUAUUUAAUUUAAUUUUGAAUUGUUUAAAAGAAAAACAAAUUCAUUUAUGUCCAUCAGUUCUGAUAGAGCUUUUGCUCAAGUGAAACGUUCUGUUUGAAUCUGUUUGUUUUUUGUUUUUAGCUAGACGAAAAGAAAAAAAAGAGAAGAGUUUUUCAUAGUUUAUGCUCAAUAAUCUUUGUACGAAUAUGUAAAUUGAGCUAAUCUUGGUACGAAUAUGUAAAUUGAGCUAACUCCACAAUGCUUAUCAAUUGUUUGAUGUACAUCACUUGAUCAUGUCACAUUAAUGGCUAAUUAUUUGAAAUAGAGGUGAGUGAUGUAUUAUUGGACAUCACCUUAGUGAUAUCUGAUCAUGUGACUUGAUCAUCAUGUGAUAAAACAAAAAUGUGUUGGACGCUAGAUUGUAUUUGUUAGUUAUUUGACCUGGUCUUGUAAUAUUUUCAACGCAUCUAUAUAAAUACUGUUUGUGAUCACUUGACAGUCUUAAUACUAUUUGUCGUGUGACUACUCAUAGGACAUUCUGGGAAGUAUGGUUUAAUUGUGACCAACCAUGUGACAUUCUUAAAUAUACUUUGGUUAAUUUAUAUCAUGCGACUAAAAAUGUUACCUUGUUAUUAAUAUAUUUUGGAGAUGGAUUACAACACUACUGCCACAAAAACUACAUUCAACUUGUUAUACCCAGUAACACACAGAGCCAACAUUUGAAGUCUAUGGCCAAAUAUUCUAACUUUAGUUAUAUCUUUUUCUGGCAUAUAUUAUCACAUAAGAAUUCUGAGGCUUUUUCUCUUCUUUUUUUACUAAUGUUAUCUUGAUUUAUAUUUGGAUUGCCAUCUUGGCAAAUGGUGAAGAAAAAAAAAAGUUUCACAUUGUUUUCUUAAAUGUCAGGUAUUAAUCAUUUGUUUAGAUAAUAGCAGUAAAACAAAAAUCUGCUUUUACAACUAUGAGCUAUGCUUCAACAAACAAUCGAAAUAUUAUAAACUUUCAUUCCAUUAUCAGAAUACGGAUGGGUUCUUAACUUAUUUUAUUUUUCUUUAUAGUUAUUUUUUUGGCACAGCUGACACAUACGACUUUUACACAGCAGUCGUCAUACAUAUUAAUUAAAAUCACAGUUCAUUUCCUGUUUUUCAUCUGAUAUCAUCUCAUGAUUCUGACAAGCAUAUUUUCACUGUGACACUAAGAACCAUGACAGUUUUGUGGUAUUUUAGGUUCUCAGUGUACUAAUGUGCUACUACAGCAUUAUUAUUUUUGUUACGCUCUAUUUAUUUUUUAUUUUACUUGUUAUAUAAUUAUAUUCUAUAUUCCAAUAUAAAUUAUGUUUAUAUUUACUAAUUUAAUGUAUCUCCUUUUUCCCCUGUUUUACUUACCAUAUAAUAUACACUUGAAUUCCUGGAAGUUGGGCAUUUCUGCAAAUGGUUUCCCUGUCAUGUUUUCCAUUUGAUGUUAGUAGAAAUGUUUUAGAGUGAUUAACUUAGAGAAUACUAAUUUUGAAAACAAAACUUAUUGAGCUUGUGAAGAAAAUGGGAGUUAAUAUCACAUCCCUAAUACCCUAGCUCUUUGAUUGUGCUGGGUCUUAGGGGGAUAUAAGUUUGGAAACUGGUUUGUAUUACCAGACUAAGUCUUACAUUGUGUUAAUAUUUUGGUGCAUUUAUUUAUAUUGUAAGCUGGUGCAUAAAUGUAAACUGAGGUGCAAGGACUAAACUUUAGUCCUAACUGUUGAAAUCUCAAAAUUGCAUUUGUUUUUUGAAUUCCUGGAAGUGGAAGUUAAUAUUUUCUAAACAAAUUUAUCUUCGUGGGCAGUAUCUAGAUAAUACACAUAAUGUUACAUAAUUUUUUUCCAUCUUUUUUUUCUUUCUUUUUUUGUGUAGAUACUGUUUAAUGAAAAGCCUUUGUAAUUUGUUUUCAUCCCUAGAUUUACCAUAGAUACUACAGCUAUUAGGUAAUUAGUAUUUCUUCAAUUACCCAACUGUUAUAGUAUAAUAUGGAAGAAUAGUGAAUAAGAAAAGUGACAGGGAAACUGUAAGAUUUUUGUAUGCUCAUUUAACUGUAUCAACAUUCCUAAUCUCUUUGUACAAUCAUUGAUUAUAAUUUUUAAUUUGUCAGAACUGAUUUUGCAGAUAUUUUAUUUCUAUACUGGCACAAGAAUCAUUUUACUUCUAGGUUUAGGGUUCAACAAAUGAAAAUAGCUUUUGUAUGACUUUUAAAAUAUUGUCUGUCUCUUUAACGUUUUUCAUAACCUGUUGAUAUGUCUGAUCUAUAUAGUAAAUUUUUGGUUUAUCAUUAAUAUAUGGAUACUAGAUCUUAAAGCUAUUAGAGUAAUAUUAGAAAUGCAUUUGCUACAUUGUUGUGAAUACUGGUCAAAUAUACCUACAUAUUUAUCUACAUUUGUAUGUGGAUUUUUGUAAUCACCAAUGUUUACUUUGUAGUCCUAUACAUCUGCAUAAUUAUUUACAUCUGUGAGGUGGAUAUUAACGAAUGAUUACUUUGCAUAAAUUACCACAUACAUUCCUACGGAAGUAAAGUAUACCUCUUGGUAAGUCAUUCCAUCAAUACAUAGAUUGUACGUUUUGUAGUCCAUAACAAUUCAUUCCAAAGCAAAACUCUUAUUGUUUUGACUGCUAAUUUGUUAGAAUUACAAAGGAUAACAGUAUGAGUAUAGGCAAAAGAAAGGGCACUUAAAUAAUGAAUGUCUGCAUUAUAAGAUUUACUUCAAGGUUUUAGCAUAAUAAAAUGUAGUAUUCAUAAUAAUCUCUUUUAGUUCACUUAUAUUUAUGAGAGCAUGUGAUCUCAUCUUUGUUGCAAAUGUCUCAGUAGAACUCUAGCUGUGGUAAUAGUAGGCCCUAAUUAGAGAGCUAUAUACCUAGAGUUUACCCUUCACAAUAGUAUUGAUUGACAAGUCAUAAAAAAGCUAGUGGCUGUUGAAUAGUGUGCUAGUAAGCUCCAUGGAUUUUAGAACACUGAUAAUAGUAUUGAUUGACGAGUCAUAAAAAAGCUAGUGGCUGUUGAAUAGUGUGCUAGUAAGCUCCAUGGAUUUUAGAACACUGAUAAUAGUAUUGAUUGACAAGUCAUAAAAAAGCUAGUGGCUGUUGAAUAGUGUGCUAGUAAGCUCCAUGGAUUUUAGAACACUGAUAACAGUAUUGAUUGACAAAUCAUAAAAAAGCUAGGGGCUGUUGAAUAGUGUGCUAGUAAUCUCCAUGGAUUUUAGAACACUGAUAGAAGGUACUUUGGUUUACUUUUGCCAUAAAUCUCUACAUCAGGCAUUUACAGAUUAUUUUGUUCAUACUUAUUAUUGUUAGUGUUUAAUUGGUGUAUGUAGGAUUAUGGAGAAUAAGAAUAUUUGUAAUCACGUACUAUGAAACAAAUCCGUGAGACUGAAUCUCCUAGGUAUUCUAAAGCACAGCAAGUUAUAGGUGUGCUAUUAGUAAAAUAUCAUGAUGUCUUGAGUUCUAUCUUUUAAACAGCUUAUCAUGCUUAGAUACAUUCUUAUAAUUUCACAACUUGCUUUAGCUACGCAAAAAACCAAGAUUGACUAUAUUGUAUUGCAUAAUAUAAAUAAACAGUAUAAAUUUGUUAUUCAGUGCUGUGCAUUCUGGGUUGUUUUAUUUUUUUUGGAGGGUUGGUUUUGUUUUAUCCUUUUGUUAGAAAAAUAGAACAAGAUGACCCUCAAUUUCUGAAUAUUUUAAAUAUUGGAACGUAUUGAUUUAAUAUACUAUUUUCCACAUUCCCAGUAAUAGAUCAUCCCCAUGAUAAACAAUGCUUUAAUCCAUGUCAACUGACAUAUUCCUGGGAGUAUAUUUGUUAAAUUCAGUCUGUUCCCAUGAUUAACAAUGCUUUAAACCACCACUCAUAUCCAUGUUUACUUGCAUAUUCUUGGGAGUUUAUGUGUUAAAUUCAGUCUGUCCCCAUGAUACUUUAAACCACCUCAUAUCCAUGUUUACUUGCAUAUUCCCAGAGUUUAUUUGUUAAAUUCAGUCUGUCCCCAUGAUACUUUAAACCACCUCAUAUCCAUGUUUACUUGCAUAUUCCCGGAGUUUAUUUGUUAAAUUCAGUCUGUGAAAAGAAUGUUUAGGUUUGGGAUUAAGCAGUCGGGUUAUAUUAUUAUUAAAUGAGUUGUGGUAGUUCAUUUGAGAAAUUAGUAUGUAGACUAUGUGUUUCAAAUCAUGUUUCAUUCUGUUGUUUCUGAAAUGUUGAAAAUGGUUUGGUGUAUCAACAUAUUAAGUUCUCCACAUUUGAGAAAAGUAUACAUGGGUCGUCUGUUUCAUUCUGUCUGUUAUGUCUGUCAAAUGAGAGCCUAUCGGGUGUGUCAUUUUGCUUGUAAGUUCACCUGGAAAAAAGAUUUGGAAAAUCCUGACCAAUGUACCCUAAUUUGUUUGGGAGUGUAUUUGAGAAAGGGAUACAAGUUUUCACUGAUGAUUUAAACUGAUGAAUAUGCUGUAAUAUACUGCAUGACGUAACUUCUAGGAUAGAAAAGUGAAGUUCAUAAUUGACAUAUUUACUUACUUGUCAAUAGAUCUUGCUGUAAUUAUUUAAGCUAUUGUUUCCAUGUAAAAACUAGUUAUUUAAAUGUAGAAACUAUGUUAAUGUAAUUAUGUUAAUUUUUUAGUUUUGACUGUUAAUUAUAGAAUGUUGAUAUAAAUCAGAGGAAUUUGUGCAAUGUUUGUACCUAUUACAUGCUGAUGUGUUGAUCAAUCUUAUGUUAAACCUUCCACAACUAUAUACUGUUAGAUAAUAUACAAAUACAUGUAGUUUCUUUAUGUCACUAAGGUGAUUUAUUCCAAUUUGCUAUCAGUAGAUUCUUACAAACAGCAAUAUAAGAAUUAAUAAUAUAAGGUCCCAACUAACUAUGAAUAAUUGAAUAUGAUAAUUUUGUGCAAUAUAAACACUGGUUGUUCACUACCUCUGUACAAGGUAUUAACAGAAUCUACCAUAAUAGAACAGUUUCUGUCAUUAUGAAGUAUUUUAUAACAAUUGCCAAAUGGUCAGAGCCACAGUUUCGUUUCUUUGAUUCUUGACAAAUUAACCAUACCAGUGUAACCCAUUUUUUCUUUGAUACCUUGUUUGUAGUGCAGUUCAAAAUUAAGUUAAUUUGUUUUAAAAUGUAUGAAAGAGCAUUAACAAUUGGGGGUCCAUAGCCAAAACGUCUCAUACAUGUAUCUUGAAAAAUAUAACUGGUUACAUGCUGAGAAAUUGAUGAAUUAUUCUUCUUCUAUUAAACUAUAGAAACUAUUGCCUUUAGGAUUGAUACACUUUGUACGUGCAAUUUAUAAAUCACUUUUUAUUUGUGCAUUUAUUAGAUCUCAUCAAAACAGUUCAGUUGUUCAAUAGUCAAAGUAUAAUUUUACAUUUUGCAUUCCAAUCCAAUGAUGGUUUUCUUUUUGUUAUUCCUUUUUUGUCUUGUUGAAAGCUUAUUGUGACAUACACACAUGUACAUUACUGUGAUUUUUCUUGUUGAUUGUAAUUUUGUAAAUACUAUGUAUUUCUGUUAUUCUUUUUCUUGAUUUUCCAAUUUUUAUUUAUACAAUUCAGAAACAUCAAUCAGACCUUAGGUUUCUUGCUGGGUGUUAGAAAGGCAGACAAAACACAGAGACAGAAAUUAUAAACAAUGCAAGCACCUGGUGUACAAGUAUUAACACGUCAUACACUUGCCAUCGUUGUGAAGUCAGCAGUAGUUGUUCCUUGGUGGAACUUGGUAUAUCAAAGAUUGUUUAAUGCUGUCUGUAAGAGAGUGCAUUUAAAAUACCUUGCUAAUCACUGAAAGAACCCCUGUCAAGGACAAAACUCUCUGGUGAAGUUAAAGAUUUGUGCCCAUGACAGGCGUGCUUGAACAGUCCUCUGAUUGAAGAAUCCCACAUCCACACUGAAAGAACUAGGUUAUGCAUUGACAUCAGACGAUUUUGUUUCUCAUUCUCAAUACCAUGUCAUUGUUACCAUAUAUCUGACAUCUUAAUAGCUGAAUCAAUAAUUUAGUAAUGGCUCUUAAUAAUAUAUAUUAUCAUAGAAAGGAAAAAUGAAACAAUUGUUUAUAAUGGUAGUUUUAGUCUCCAGUAAUAUGAUGUACAAAAUUAGCAUUAUUAUUGAUGAAAAGUUAAAAUGAUGACAGAAUGGGAGAAUUGAAACAACUCGCCCAUGCCCACACUCAACCCUAUAUAGCUCGCAUUUUCCCAUACCACCAGCUUCUUUACAGUUUGAGAAUAUGAAAUGAGCUGAUUAACUAGAUUGAUUACAAGGUUUGUGUUUUGAUUGACCCAUUUUAUCAAUGCAUUUUUGAUUGGUAGAAUGUCUGUAUGCAAAUGCCCACCACAACCACACUUAACACUGUGUGCAAAUGCCCACCACAGCCCUUGUACACCUAUCUCCCUAAAGCUAUUGAAGUAAUGGAGUUAAAGUAUCCUGUUGCACCUCUGUCGUGGUGGCUGUAUGAUAACUUUUUCAAGAAAUCUGAGUUAUUCAAUACCUAAGGUCUGAUAAAUGUCAGCAGAAACAUAUUUACUUUAUUUAUUAAUCAUAAUUUAUGACUAACAUUGUAUAAUAGUGAUAGACUUCAGAUUGGACACUUAAAGUUGAUCGUGUAAUGUUUAGAAAUAUAUAGAGCCCAACAUUGUUUUUGUUCCUGCGAUAAUUAAGGGUAAUUUUCAAAUAAAUAUAUUAACAUAAAAUGAUUUGUUAAACCACCUAAAAUGUAGGAAAGAAAAUAACUAAACCAUUCAAAUCUCAUUUGUCCAGUUCCCAAUAUUUAUUCACCAACAUUUAGUUAGAUGAUUAAUAAUACAAUGGCUUUAAGAAUGGGAAACUUGGCAAAUUGUUUUUCUCCAUUUUCCCAGUGCGAAUUCUCAUAAGCUUUGAAAUAAAAAAAAAUUAAAACAAUUGACGCUUUUGGUAUUAAAACUUGAUUUUAUUGGGAGUUUUAAAAAAUAUUGUAGUAAUAAUAUUGUUCACAUGCAAGGAAAGCAAUAAUGUUUACACAAUUUCAUUAUUAAGGUUCAUUAGUUUACCAAGGCAGUGCUUUUCAACCUUUUUCUUCGCAAUGGAAUUCUAAAAUAUAACUUAACAUUUCAAAGGGCAUUAAAAUGUGUAAUGUAAUUAUUAAUUAAAAUGUACUUAUGAAAGCGUUUCUAAAACAAAAAGAUUGCUAAACGUUGUAUUACACACUCGUAUGCCAUGAUUGAGAGAACUGUCUAAAUGUGUAUGUUUUAUGUAACACAAUUUCAGUCUUAUUUGUAGUCAUGAUGUAGAUUUAUUGUUUCAGAGUAAGUGUUAGUUGUGAUUUAAACAAUAUUAUUUAUAUUAAUGAAUUGGCAAGUGGGCCAUAGGCCUGUAUAAGUGUCUCUACGUUAGGCGUUAUGAGUGUGUGUUAUACACGUACUUUUGAAAACAAUGUUGGGACGUGUUAGGGUAUACAACUUACAAGAUUGUUCCUUCACAUACUGUUUGAUGUUUUUCUGUUGACUUAUUAAACCAAAUUACUUACAUAAAGACUAGCAUGCAGGUUAUUGUAGCCACUCCACUGUCAGUAGAUGGAAGUAAUAAAUAAAGUCAUUUAACAUC
This is a messenger RNA of Gigantopelta aegis, 8905 nucleotides long. Its product is annotated as ras-related protein Rab-3-like. Lineage: Eukaryota; Metazoa; Mollusca; Gastropoda; Neomphalida; Peltospiridae. Gene Ontology annotation, cellular component: endosome; plasma membrane; synaptic vesicle. Gene Ontology annotation, molecular function: GTP binding; GTPase activity. The transcript is spliced from 5 exons. The coding region runs from base 297 to 959 and encodes 220 amino acids. Gene Ontology annotation, biological process: protein localization to plasma membrane; regulation of exocytosis; protein secretion. The record is from RefSeq and is a predicted model, not a curated record.